Molecule: messenger RNA, 1962 nt
Organism: Letharia columbiana
Lineage: Eukaryota; Fungi; Ascomycota; Lecanoromycetes; Lecanorales; Parmeliaceae
Exons: 2
Coding region: 1-1962 (653 amino acids)
Source: RefSeq, a predicted model, not a curated record
AUGUCGUCGACUCAACAUUCUUUCCAGGACUGGAGCUAUUCAUCUAGCUUCCGGGACAUUGACUCAAAGAGCUCUGAGCACUUCAAAGAAUCCCAAUCACAAGAGCACCAAGCUAUUGCUGCUUCCGUCGAUGAGCUUGACGAGUCAACCUACCGCUCACCAUUGCAGCUAUCGGCUAUCGAGACUCUAAAGUAUUUCGAGGAUAGCAAGGUCUUGGACUUGCUGUCCGCCAUUCGUCCGAUACGCCAUGUUCAUAGCCCAUGUCUUGAAGGCCUUUCUGGAGAACAACUUGACGCACUUUCACAUCUGAAACUUUGUCCUGAUAGUCUUGUCUUACUGUGGUUGAGAUACUCUCGAGGAGCGAGAAGUCAAUCUCGGAACCCGCACAUCAGCGGUCUUCCCACACCUCAAAGUGCUGUGACACGUAGCUCAAAAAAUGCGUUACGGCGACCACUAAGGACGACUACGAGACCAUCUUCUGCAUUAUCCGGUUAUUUACCAGCCUACGGCGGCCAGAACUCUCAUAUCACGUCGACAAACUCCCUCGGUUCACAUCGCUUCGUGAAAAAUAACUCACGACAAGUCUUCACUCAAGAAGCUCGUCCAUCACGCGUCACAAAUCCACAACCUUGGAGGUGCGUAAAUAUGUUCUGCGAUACACACCGGAACCUUCAGGUCUAUACCACUUGUGAUGGAUGGAAGAGACACAUGAAAGAACAUGAGACAGACUGGCCUUGCAUGCCGUACGGGCCGUUUGAAACUGCAGGAACUGGCCUGAUCUGUGCGCUUUGUGGUUCAAUGAACCCCAGCGAAAGCCACAUGGCUGACCACUCCAUUGGUGAAUGUGGGGACACAUCCGCUAAGCGUCGCGGCGUUUCAAGAAGGGCCAACCUCGAAGGGCAUCUGCAGCGAUCUCAUGGAGUCUCUGACAAUCGUACUCGCGGUCUUGCUGAUAAAUGGAAAAGAACACUCCGUAAGAAACAUUAUGCAUGUGGAUUCUGCGUCUGUAUCUUCUCUACAAUCCUCGAACAGUUGAACCAUAUCGAUAUGGAUCAUUUCAGGAAAGGUCAACUGAUAAAUGAGUGGAGUGCCACCAAUGUGAUUCGAGGCCUCUUGCUUUCACCGACGGUAGCCAGCUCAUUCCAACAUCUACUUAGCUCAGACCAUUUUGCAAGUGACCGAGAUCUUCAUUGGGAUAGGGAUAUGAUCGAAGACUUACAACGAAGACUGGAGAUGGCAGAGGAUGCGGCAGAGACCCUUGCUUUUGCUGCAUACAGGAUGCUUGCAUUCAAUUUGAGCCGGCAGAACUCCAAUGGGCAGUAUCCCCAAAUGAUCCUCUCGGGUCUAAAUUUCAUCGGCCAAGGCGAGGGGUCAAUGGGUUUCUUCGCUGAUCCAGCCGAGAGCCUGGAAAUGAACAGUAAGCAUCAGAUCGUGGAAGUUGCGCAAGGCUCGGAACAUCCCUGGUCUUUGGAUGGAGACCACAUCGCAGCCCUUAGUACUAGCUGUUUGAGGCCGACAUAUGGGCUGGCAUUGGACCGAAGUGAUGCACCAGAAGCACAAAUUAGCAUGGAGUAUCACGGGGCCUACCCUUUAGCGCCGGGAGGGUUCCCAACCGCCAGCGCUAGCAGUGCGACACGGUCGCAACCCGUUUGUUCACAAAUUCAGAUCCAACCAGCAUCCAGUCUUACCGAGUUUAGCUCCCCGUCGGGAUACGACAGCUCUGGCACAAGUACGCUCUGGCAAGCCACUCCAUCGAUUACACCUAGCCCCUUGCAAUCUGCAGGCGCCGCAGAUAUGCUUGGAGAGCAGUCCAGGACAUACCACGGACCUACUCGCAACACCAAGACGGCUGGGACCCUGCCUUUUGAUCUCGACGAUCGUGCACAGUCGUCCAGCUGGGAAGGAAGCUUAUUUUUCUUCGACACUUGCGAUCCUAGAGAUUUGGUCAAGAGCUCGAGAUAG